This is a messenger RNA of Candidula unifasciata, 281 nucleotides long. Lineage: Eukaryota; Metazoa; Mollusca; Gastropoda; Stylommatophora; Geomitridae. The record is from the annotation of a GenBank genome assembly.
AUGCUCGCCAAUAGCCAGAAGGAGAUCGAAGAACAGGACCAAGCACUGGCUCAGUCUAAUAAGAAGGUUCUUUUUCUGAGUAAACAGAAUGAAAGUCUCAAGAAAGAUCUCAAAAACAAGCUUAAACUAGCAGAAACAGCUGAAGAUCACAAUGAGGCAAUCCAGAUGCAGCAGCAAAAUAAGAAACUGAAAGAUGAGAAUGAUGAGCUGAUUGCUCAGCUUGACCAAACACAGCAAAUGCUAUAUUUAGCACAAAGAAGAAUUAACAUGCUCACAAAUAG